AUGCAGCUGGAGGGCCUUGGGUGUCCUGCGGGGCCCAGGAGGGUGUGGCUGAAGGCCAGGCUGUGCAUGCACAGGGCAAGACUGACCAGGCUUAUCAGAAGAGCUUCUCUUACUGCAAAGGACAGCUCGAAGGCUGGAAACAGUGCGAGCCUCAAGCACGUGCACUGGGACGGGGCCAAGGCGGUGACAGCUGGCCGGGAGAGGACCCAGAGGUCAAAGCAUCCUCGCGAGGACAGACGCCAGGACCUGUACAGUCACAGCCUGAGCUCCUGGGUGCGGGGGCUCCCACACAGGAAUCAGGGGGCCACGUUCACCCACAUGGCCUUGGCCCCCAGCUCCCAGCACAGGAAGAACCGUCUGCUGGCCUCCAGGCCAGGCCUCCACGCAAGAUGCGCCACGUCUGGCGUGAUGGUGACCGUGACUGAGCCAGACAGGUGA
This is a messenger RNA of Rangifer tarandus platyrhynchus (Svalbard reindeer), 438 nucleotides long. NCBI's taxonomy places the organism in Eukaryota, Metazoa, Chordata, Mammalia, Artiodactyla, Cervidae. The record is from the annotation of a GenBank genome assembly.